This is a messenger RNA of Spodoptera exigua (beet armyworm), 1511 nucleotides long. NCBI's taxonomy places the organism in Eukaryota, Metazoa, Arthropoda, Insecta, Lepidoptera, Noctuidae. The record is from the annotation of a GenBank genome assembly.
AUUUGUUAGUAAUAUAGUAUAAAUCAUGCAUUGGGCCCAUAUUUACCCGGAGAGUGAGUUGUACAACUACGAGUAUUUCAGUCAAGACGAUGUUUGCCGACUAUGCUGGAACAAAAACGCGAGCACAGACAUUUAUCUGAAAAUUUCGGAAUACACGGCAGAAAUGUGUUUAUCCGACAUUAUAAAGGAUUGUUUACAAAUAGAAGUAACUAAUGAUCAUUUAAACAAGAUCUGUAACGACUGUUUAAGUGAAAUAAAGCGAUUUCAUUACUAUAAAUUAUUUUGUCAAGAGACGAAUGCCAAGUUAAAAAUCGUGUUCGAAAAACACUCCCUUACGUCCAGAGAAAGCGAUCAUACGUCUGUAGAAAUAAAAAUUGAAGAUAUAGAAGAAAAUUACGAUAACGAAGGCAUAGACACGUAUUUAGAUGAUACUUUAGUUUUCGGAGAAACAGACGCAAUGAAACAGCGAAAACCAACCUCUAAAGUUAGAAAAAAGUAUUUACACAAACGCUCACCUACUUAUUGUAAUAUUUGCUGCAUAGAUUUGGGAAGUGAGCAAGAUUUGUCUUCACAUAAUGCUGAAUUACAUGGUAUAGAAAACAAUGGAACUCUGUUCAAAUGUUUUGGUUGUGAAAAGAGGUUUAAAAGUAGAAAAAGCCGGAUAAGUCAUGAAGUAAACUUUUGUAAAGGUCUUAAAGAUGGAUAUAAGUGCACUUUAUGCGAGAGGUAUCUACCAAAGAGGUGCAUGUACGAGUUUCAUAUGCGAGACCAUAGACAUAACACAUUGACUGAGUUGCCAGAACACAUAUUUAAGUGUAGCAAGUGUUUAAAAUUGUUUAAGACUAAAGAAUUACUUACGAUUCAUAUGAUAGAACACGGGAAAGAGAAGAAUUUCGUUUGUGAUACUUGUGGCCGUGUGUUCACUCGCCAAGAUUACUUAUAUAAACACAAGCUCACCCACACUGGAGUGAAGAGUCACCAAUGUCCCCAUUGUGAUUUUAAAGCGACGCAGAGAUCUUCACUCACUGUGCAUAUCAGAAAACACACCGGCGAACGCCCCUACAGUUGUGACAUGUGCUCCCUAAGGUGUAUCUCCAGCUCAAAUCUACGAGCGCAUCGCAGACGCCAUUUAGGAGUCAAGAAAUAUGAAUGUAGAAUAUGCAGCAAGAAGUUCGGUUACAAAGUUAGUCUUGAAGAACAUAUUUCAUCAGCUCAUGUUCGCUCGGAAUCUCAUCCCUGUGAGCACUGUGGCGCCACCUACACCAGGCUCAGAGGACUCCGUCGCCAUCUAGUGGCCAAACACGGGAAACAAGCCAAGAACAAAACUGUGGAACAAAACCUCUUAGUUCAAGUUACGCAGACAGAUGGCGAUAAAAUUGAUAUUUUGAAGGAAGUCGAAUACGAAUUGAAGGAUGGAGAUAAUGUUUUGCUUUUAAAACAUCAAGAUGGUGAUGUUUAUAUGGUGUAAAUAAAUAAUUUCAUGUAUUUUGUGAAUUAAAACAUGAAGACAA